AGGUGCUUUGAUGAUACACUUCAAAUUCAUUUCCGUUGUUGGAACUCAUAUUUCUGUUGGGUGUGGAUCUUAAGUUUCACCUUUUCGGGAUUAUUUGGAAUACAAAAUGGCAUAUAUUGAUCCUGCAACAGCAUGGAUGAAAUACAUAAUAUUUAUGAUAAAUUUUGUCAUCUGGGUAAUGGGAGGUGCAAUUCUUGGUAUCGGAAUCUGGAUAAGGGCUGAUUCUGACUUUUGGGAGUACCAUAAUGGUAUGAACAUCCCACAGUACUAUCAAGCUUGUUACGUUGUAAUUACACUUGGUGUCAUUAUCCUAAUUAUUGGAUUCUUUGGAUGUUGUGGAGCAGCUUUGGACAGUCCUUGUAUGCUUUUUACGUAUUUCGUCAUUAUGGUUCUGGUCGUAGUUAUGGAACUAGCAGCUACCGGAUUGGUGUGGAAGCAUGCAGAUGGAGAGAAGUUUCAAGAUUUCCUGACGACAUCCAUAAAAGAACAAAUUGACAAAUAUAUAGCAGGAGAUGGAGAUUCUGGCAGAUUUAUUGAGCUCUUGCAACUACACUUGGAAUGCUGUGGAGGAAGAGAUAAAGAUGAUUAUCAUGAAGAUGACAUACCCCAAUCUUGCAGCAGUGACAGAACGAACAAUAUCUUCAUUCACGGUUGUGGAGAGAAUUUGAGACGUUAUCUGGAGCAGAAAGCUGGCGCAAUUGGCGGUGUAGCUCUCGGUUUGGUACUAGUACAGAUUCUGAGUCUUAUAUUUACGGGUUGCCUUUUCUGCAUAUUACGCGAAGACGCCACGCAAGCCUAUUGAGAUAAAACCUAAAGAGAUGAAAAAAAAAAAUCCAUCCAACGUUACAUUUAAAACGCAGUGUUCAUUCUUCGUCAUUACUUUAGUUUGUUUCAUGGCAGACAAAGAUUUCAUGUUUUUCAUUGGAUGAAUAUUAAGAUUUUUUUCAUAUUCAUGUUUAAAAAGAUAAAUAACAUGAAUAAAAUAGCAAUUGUUAAGUUAUUUGCAUUUUAUUGGAGAAAAUUAUUAAUCAUGCAAUGUAGACAUUUUUAGCAUAUGUUGGCUAGAUUCAGGAAAAAUGGUACAGCUGCAUUUAUGCCUAGAUAAAAUAUGAAAAAAUAUUUCAUGCUUGUCCAGUAGACGUAGCAGCUUUAGACUCUUGUUUGAUUCAAAUCAGUUACGUCUACUGGACUUAACUGCACUUAGAGUGAGAGAGGAAGUAAACAAAGAGGGUUGCCGCUUGACACCAAAUUUGCCACUUUCAUUAACUACUCGUUAGAUUGGCGAUUCUGUUGGCAAACAUUCCGCUUGUCUGAUUGUCGCUGUUUCCAAUCAUCCCAGCGCCAAAAAAUUUCGCCAAGUAUCAAGUCGCUUUGUUUACUUCCACUGUCAGUUCUUGCUAAAUGCACAAACACUAGAAAUAAUUUUCAGAUUUUACUACGGCAUAAAUGCAGCCGUCGCAUUCUUCCUCAACUAUCUCCUAUUGAAAAACUAGCAGUCAAUGCUAUUUUCUCUAUUGUAUGAGAAAGGAAAAUAUAAUUUCUUCGGAGAGUUCAAAUGUUUUUUUUUUUUUUUAGUCUAUGUUUUCACACUUUUCUUUCUCAUGUAACUCAUACCCUAGUUUCCCAAUCGAUGAACUGUUUUUAAUGACGGCAUUUUGCAUGAGAAAGUAACACUUUUGGAUGUCCUCUCUACCAUUUUAAAUGUGUUUUUAUUGCAUUAAAAUAGAUUAAUAUUCAUUUUAUUCUUAAACAAUGUUCAAAACAUGCAUGGAAACAAUCUUCAAUGACUUUUAGAGCAGAAGUGUAUUGACAGGCAUUUUGAGAAUUACAAAUUUUUGAGUAGAGCGUAGGUAUUUAAAAAUUUAAAGACUCGUAAUAUUCCUUUAUUUCUUCAUUUUUUUGUAUUCCAAACAGGAAUGCGAACAAUGGUAUUAUUUUGUGAAGGUUUUUCUCUUAAUUCACUGUUGUCAAAUGUGUAUUUAAUGCAAUCAUUAUGUCUGUAUGAAAAAUAAAUAUUUUA
This is a messenger RNA of Uloborus diversus, 2020 nucleotides long. RefSeq names its product CD9 antigen-like. The coding region runs from base 107 to 802 and encodes 231 amino acids. The transcript has 7 exons. Lineage: Eukaryota; Metazoa; Arthropoda; Arachnida; Araneae; Uloboridae. The record is from RefSeq and is a predicted model, not a curated record. Gene Ontology annotation, cellular component: membrane.